Molecule: messenger RNA, 11134 nt
Organism: Numida meleagris (helmeted guineafowl)
Lineage: Eukaryota; Metazoa; Chordata; Aves; Galliformes; Numididae
Gene: EEA1
Product: early endosome antigen 1
Exons: 30
Coding region: 85-4437 (1450 amino acids)
Biological process (GO): endocytosis
Cellular component (GO): early endosome
Molecular function (GO): metal ion binding; 1-phosphatidylinositol binding
Source: RefSeq, a predicted model, not a curated record
CGGGGCGGGGGCGGCGCAGCGCGGGGCCCCGCGGUUUCCUCUCGGCGUGGCCGCGACCGCCCGGCGGCAACCGGCCCCGCCACCAUGUUCAGGCGGAUCCUGCAGCGGACUCCGGGCAGAGUUGGGUCUCAGAGCUCUGAUUCCGAUUCAUCUGCUGCUCCAGGAAAUGCCGUGGACGUGAACAAUGAAGGCUCCUCCGAGGGCUUCAUCUGUCCACUCUGUAUGAAAGUGUGUGUAACUCCUACUGAUCUGUCUGAACAUUACCAGAAUGAACACAUGGGGACAGAAGGAAGACAGGAGCUUCGUGACCUUCCAGCUGUUACUGGAUUUAUCUGUCCUCUGUGUAUGAAGUCUCAUGGAUCAGCUGAGGAGCUGUUCAAGCACUAUGAAGCAGUUCAUAAUUCUGGCAUCGAUUCAACUCGUGGAGGGGAAGGUCAUCUGUCACCGGAAAGAGAUGAAGUAUCACUGCUCCGACAAGAAGUACAAGACUUGCAAGCUUCACUGAAGGAGGAGAGAUGGUAUUCAGAACAGCUGAAGAAAGAACUAGAGAAAUUGCAGGGGCAGCGGCAGCAAGAUUCUAAGUCUGAUGGAUUGACAACAUCUACAUCUACAGAAUCAUUAGAACGACAACUAGAAGAGAUCCAAGUAGAAAAUUUUAAUAUUAAGCAAAUGAAAGACUUAUUUGAGCAAAAAGCAGCACAACUGGCCACUGAAAUUGUGGAUCUUAAAGCAAAGUAUGAUGAAGAAAUCAGCCUUCGGGAAGGUGCAGAACAGAAAAUGACAAACCUAACGCAGGAACUAUUGAAGGAGAGAAGUACCAUAGAAGACCUAAAGACAGAGCUGCUACAAAGGCCAGGUGUGGAAGAUGUGGCUGUUCUCAAAAAGGAGCUGGUCCAAGUUCAGACGCUGAUGGACAAAAUGACUUUGGAACGUGAGAGAGAAUCUGAAAAGCUGAAAGAUGAGUGCAAGCACUUGCAGGCAGAGCAGGCAAACUCAGAGGCUACCAUUAAUCAGUUAAGAGCUGAACUUGCCAAAGGACCUCAGGAGGUAGCUGUGUAUGUUCAGGAGCUGCAAAAACUUCAAAGUUCAGUCAAGGAGCUAGAACAGAAAAACCAGAAUCUGACUGAGAAGCUGCUGAAGAAGGAGCAGGAGUACAGCCAGCUAGAAGAAAAACACAAUGAGAUAUCUGUGAGUAAAAAGAAUGUUCAGGCAAGCUUUCACCAGAAGGACCUGGACUGCCAACAGCUUCAGGCAAAGCUGUCUGCAUCAGAAGCCUCGAUACAGAGAUUACAGACAGAGCUAGGUGAGAAGGGAGAAGCAAGCCAGAAGCUUAAAGAAGAAUUGUCCGAAGUAGAGACAAAGUACCAGCAUCUUAAGGCAGAAUGUAAACAGCUCCAGCAGCAAAGAGAGGAAAAAGAACAGCAUGGCUUGCAGCUCCAGAGUGAGCUCAGUCAGCUGCAUAGUAAACUUCUAGAAACAGAGCGCCAGCUAGGGGAAGCACAUGGGCGGCUUAAGGAACAGAGGCAGCUCUCUAGUGAAAAGCUGAUGGACAAAGAGCAGCAGGUGGCUGAUCUGCAACUGAAGCUUUCUCGUGCUGAAGAACAGCUAAAGGAAAAAGUGGCAAAUUCCACAGAAUUGCAACAUCAAUUAGAUAAGGCAAAACAACAGCACCAAGAACAGCAGACACUUCAACAAAACACAACAUCAAAACUACGAGAAGCCCAGAAUGAUUUGGAACAAGUACUACGGCAAAUUGGAGAUAAGGACCAAAAAAUUCAAAAUCUUGAGGCCUUGCUUCAAAAGAGUAAGGAAAAUAUCUCUCUGCUCGAAAAGGAAAGAGAGGAUUUGUAUGCGAAAAUUCAAGCUGGUGAGGGAGAAACUGCAGUUCUUAACCAGCUACAAGAGAAAAAUCAUGCACUGCAAAUACAGGUAACUCAGCUGACAGAGAAGCUGAAGAAUCAAUCAGAAAGUCAUAAACAGGCCCAAGAGAAUUUGCAUGAGCAAGUGCAGGAGCAGAAGGCACAUCUAAGAGCUGCUCAGGACCGUGUGCUCUCUCUGGAAGCCAAUAUCACUGAGUUGACCAGCCAACUAAAUGAAAGUAAAGAGAAAGUAUCACAACUUGAUGUACAGGUAAAAGCAAAAACUGAAUUGCUGCUUUCAGCAGAAGCAUCAAAAGCUGCUCAAAGAGCAGACCUUCAGAAUCAUCUGGACACCGCCCAGCACGCACUGCAAGACAAACAACAGGAGUUAAAUAAGGUCAGCAUUCAGUUGGAUCAGGUUACAGCUAAGCUGAAUGACAAGCAGGAAUACUGUUCUCAGCUGGAAGCCAAUCUCAAAGACUACAAAGAGCAACAUCUUUAUUUAGAACAGAAAACCGAAGAGCUAGAGGGGCAGCUUAAGAAACUUGAGGCUGACAUUCUUGAUGCUAAAGCAGGCAAAGAACAAGCUCUUCAGGAGUUACAGCAGCAGCGACAGCAAUCUACAGAAUUAGACCUCCGAGUAGCAGAACUGAGUAAACAACUUGAAGCGGAAAGAGAAGCUAUGUCUAGUGCUAAAUUGGAUUUACAGAAGAAAUCUGAGGCUCUUGAACAAGCAAAUCAGCAAAUUUCAAAGCGAGAGGAGGAAAACGCCAGCCUCAAACAAAAUUUUGAGAAAUCAAGUCAGGAUACAAGUAAACAACUCAAGGAAUUAGACUGUAAAAUGCAAGCAGCAACAUCAGAGCUGCAACAGGUGAAAUUAGAGAGGGAUACUCUAUUAAAGGACCUUACAGCUACCAAAGAGAAGCUCACAAAAAGUUCUGAAUCCUUCAAAAAAAAGAAGGAAGAAUUAGAGAAAGAAAUAGAAAAAGGGAAAGCAGCUGCAGCAGAAAUGGAAAAAUCUUACCAAGAAGUAAAACAGCAGCUCCAGGUACAGACAGAGUCUGUAGCUAAAGAGAGGAAUGAAUUGAAAAACUCACUGGAAAAAAAGGAGGGGAUUUCUAAGCAGUUGUCAGUAGAACUUGAUUCAACACGAGCGCAAGUACUGGAAAUUCAGGGUCUUCUGAAAGAGAAAGAAAACAGUGAACAGCAUCUUCAGGGAAAGCUGAGAGAGAUAAAGGAAUCUUUUGAGCAGAAGAAAAAACAUAGCGAAACACUGCAAGCUGAAUUAAAAACUGCCCUUUUAGAAAAGGCAGAACUGGAGAAUAAACUGCAACAGCAGGCUAUUUUGUCAGCUCAGGAGCUUAAAGCAGAGAAAGGAAAGCUAGCAGACUUACAGAAGACCCAUGAAAAAAAUAAGGAAAACAUGGAAAAGCUGCAGCUGGACCUUUAUGGGAAAGAGUCUGAGCUGCUGGCAACCAGGCAAGACCUUAAGUCCACAGAAGAAAAACUGGCUCUUGCUCAAGAAGAGGUAGUUUCCAGCAGAAAUCGAAUUGCAAGCAAUAAUCAGCAGAUUCAGGAACUGAAGAAAGCAAAGUCUGUGCUGGAACAGGAUGCAUCAAAGAAGGAGCAGCAGCUGGGUGAGAAGACCAAAAUGUUACAGGAUCUUCAGAAUGAGAGGAUUUUGAAAGAAAAAGACUUGGCUAAUGAAAAAUGUAAAACAACAGAGCUCCAGGAAAUAAGAAAUAGACUUGAAAAAGAAAGCGCCAAGCUGAGCGAAGAGCUUAGAAUCUGCAAGCAAGAAUUUGAGAAGGAGGUGGCAAAUCUCAAGGAUGCAAAACAACUACUGAUUCAACAGAAAUUAGAGCUUCAGGGCAAGAUGGAUAAUAUGAAUUCAACUCUGGAACAGGAGAAGAAAAACCAACAAGCUGUCAAAGAUCAGCUGAAAAAGAGAGAAGAGGAACUGAAGAAAGAAUGUGCUGAAAUUGAAGCCAAACUGCACUCAGAGGUGAAAGAGAAAGAAGAAGAAAAUCGGAAACAUGAGGAGAAGGAGACCAAGCUCACCAUGCAGGUCACAGCUCUGAAUGAAAACCUGGCUACCAUGAAGAAAGAGUGGCAAAGCAGUCAGAGACGAGUUAGCGAACUGGAGAAACAGACAGACGAUUUACGUGGGGACAUUGCUGUCUUGGAAGCAACCGUGCAGAAUAAUCAGGAUGAGAGAAGAGCAUUGCUGGAGAGGUGUAUAAAAAGUGAGGGAGAAAUUGAAAAGCUUCAAUCCAAACUUGUAGAAAUGAAGAAAAAGCUGGACAACACUACUGCUGCAAUGCAGGAGCUAGGCCGAGAAAACCAGUCGUUACAGAUCAAACACACCCAAGCUCUCAACAGGAAAUGGGCAGAAGACAAUGAGGUACAGAAUUGUAUGGCCUGUGGAAAAGGCUUUUCAGUGACAGUGAGAAGGCAUCACUGUAGACAGUGUGGAAAUAUCUUUUGUGCUGAGUGCUCAGCAAAGAAUGCCUUAACUCCUUCUUCUAAGAAGCCUGUCCGGGUCUGUGAUACUUGCUUUAAUGACUUGCAAGGAUAACUGGUGUGAGUGACAAAGAAAUGUUACACUAAAAUUUAUUAUUUCUGUUGAUGCACUUCAUUCAGCACUCAGACUACUACUCAGUUUGGACAAUGAUUGUAACACUUGGCAAAAUUUAGUAUAUUUUAAAAUGUUUAUUGAUACCAAGUAAAACUAUUGUAUUUUUUGUGAGAUAUGGGCUCAGAUCACCCAUGCUUAUUGCCGUCUGUCCUGGAAAGAGCUUCUAUGUCUAGAUUAGAAAUACCCAGUUAUUUGUAAAUAAAGUUUAAACAGAGGAAGUAACAAUGUAUUUUUUUAUCUUUAUUUUUUUUUUCAAGAGGAAAAUGCAUUUAUGUGAUAUUGCAGUUUAUGCUUGUUUCCUUCAAUGGAAAAGGAAGAUGCAAAAACUUGUGAGGAUUUUGUGUAUCAAAUGUUGCUGUAAUAGCAUAACUCAUUGUUGAAUUUGAUUGCGUAUCUGAUGUUCUUUAUAACCCCUUGUGGUUUUGUUUUCUUCCUCUCUCUUUGGUUUUUGGACUUUCCUCUUUAAAGUCCAAAUGCCACAAUGAGGGUUAAAUGGCUGGACUCAACUCUCAGUUUUAUUUGCCCACUUAGAACUUGUGGUAUCAGCACCUGAGUUCUUACCCAACUACAGGACUUGGAUACUGGAAUAUCUUUAUGCAUACUGUACUGCAUAGUUUGUGUGUGUGUGUGUAUGUGUGAACAAAUGAUGAGACCAAGUUUAGUGGGCAUUGUAGGAACAUUACACGAAGCUCUCCCACAUGGACUGAUUUCACUUUUACAUAUUUGAUGAAUUGAUUUUAAUAUUCCAGAAACUCUUUAUAUGCGGGUUUUAAAAAACAGUGCGGAUAGUAGCCUGUAGCCCAUUUGUCACCAUGCCCAUACUCUGGAAGCUCCAAGAAGUCCUUGUGGUUCUGAGGCAUGUCCUGAAAUUCCACACCAGGAAUCCUACUAAGAAAAACUCUCUUCAGAGGGUGUUGCAGUUAAGCUGAACUUCUCCUCUCUCUUCCUUCAGCUUUUGGUGGAAGAAGCUGAACGCCUGGUACUCCUAACAAACCUCACUUUUCCAUUGUUCCAUCUGUCCCCUGUUGCUGAGGGUUCUUAUAUUGUAUGCUAGUUCUGUGAUUUAGUCUGCUUAGAAUGGUGACUCUCAUGGUGCUGGCUUAGCUGUAAGCCAAACAGCUCUAAACGAACAGGUCAGUAUAUACAGUUUUAGAUCACAGAUUCAUUGAAUUGCUUGGGUUGAAAGGGGCCUUUGAAGAUCAACUACUCCAACCCCCCUGCAAUGGACACUAAAUCACAUUGCUCAAAGUCCCAUCUGACCUGACUUUGAACACUUCCCCUGAUGGGGCAGCCGCAGCUUCUCUGGGCAGUCUCUUCCAGUGUCUUACCACCCUGUAUUUGUUCAGAUUUUACUUUUCUGUACUUGCAACAGAAGUUUCCUGUUGCGUUCGUGUAAAUUCCAAAUCUUUUUGUUGUGUUUUUAUUUACACUUGUGUUUUUUUUCCUGCCUGUGUCUAACUUUCUCUCUCUUUUAAAUAAGUAUCUGGUGUUUGGCCUCAAAACUGUUAAUAUUAUUUCUUCUGAGCUAAAGUUAUCUCUUCUGAUACUUAGGGCCUCUUUGUCUUAAAUACUAUAAUAAAUUCUUUACAACCCAAGCCAUUCUCUGUCUUACAAAGUUGUGCUGGCUGUUCAGAGAUGAGAAAUAUGUCCUGAGUUCCUCUAUUCCUUGCCUACCAAAGUAAGGAAACAAAUUCUGUUACAUUGAUGGGCAGUUAGCCAUCUUUAGUUUGUUUACUUUUAUGUACUGACAGCUCUAUAUGUGAAUGAAGAGGAGACCCUGGUGAAAAAUGUUUUGUCCUGACUCUCAAAUGAAAAGAAUUCUUAAUCCCUCUUCCCUGGUAGUGAUCUGUGUUUCAUACCCUAACUGCCUAGUUCUAAAUUUGCAUCCUCAAGGAUUCUUCCUCAAUGAGUUCUCUUAAAAUUGAAUUAUUACUGAGAGUUGCUUGCUUGAAGGAAACGGUUGCUGUAGCGACUCCAUGUGAAAGGAUCCUCUGGACUUGCUGCAUCUCCUUGUUGUUGCAACUACUCAAAAUAAGAAUUCUUUGAAUAGAAAGUAAGAGCAGAACUCUGCCUCUGGGAAUUUCUUCUGUUUAUUUAUUAACCGAGGGAAUCCAGAAGGUUUGCUUUCAAGCCUUUCUUUGUCUGACAAGUGACUUCAGAAAUCUGGCAAAGGUAGAGAUAUUGGAGUCUUGCUCCAGCCUAGGUCUGGUUGUGAAACACAUGGAGCCUGGUGCUGCUUUCAGGGCAAAGGACAACCACACUGAGCAGAAGGGAUUUUAAGAGUGAAGGGGGAAGCCUCCCACAGCUAUGAGAAGGACAAAAUGUAUGUGGUAGAUGAAGGUGGAAAUCUCUCAGGGGAGGUGGGAGAUGGUUAAAAGACUCACUUGUGUUCAGUUGUUUUACUUUUGAAUGGGGAUGUUUAAAACCUGAGGAGAUGGCUCUUCAGUAGGGAGGAAAUGGUAGAAGUUCUGAUAGAGUUGUUCUUGAUUUAACCUUUUGUGAUGCUUUUGUGUUAAAGAUGAGCAAAGUCACCUCACUCAGCUGGCUGCUGAAGCAGUGUGUUUGGUUGACCAGAGGAUAACUCUUGAUGCGGAGCUCCCCAUCUUCAGGGUGAAACCAGCUCUGUUUCUGAAGGUUGGUUUUUGAUGUCCAGUACGUAUGACUUGACUUUUUGAGGGAACAGAAAUGUUUUUCAAAUACAUAUUUGCAGAAAAAAGAAUUGUUAAAAUUGGGAGGAACAGCACUGGGGGUAGAAUCUUUCAUGCUUGAGGAUUGAGUCUGCAGCAAAGUUGGGAGUUCUACAGCUUUUCACUGGAGUAUAUUAGUGACUUCAUUGCUAAAUCUUACGCUCCUACACUUUUGCUUAUGAUUCUUAGUGCAGGUCUAUAAUCACUGACGAAUCGAUGGACCAUAUAAUGCUAUCAGCCUGGCUUUCAGGUUGGAACCUGUGCUCAAGCUCAGGAAAAUGACCUAUGAGGGUUAUUGUUGUUAUUAUAAGGAAAACUGGAAGUUGAAAAGCUCUGUAUUUGUAAAUCUGCUCACAGAUUCUGUUACUUUGGUGAGCAUGUUUUCAGUAGGAAUAUACUUUUUUUUUGUUAUUGUUGUUGCACUGCUUUAAAAUAGAAAUAAUAGGAAAAACUUAGAAAAAAGACUGGUAGGUUUCACCACACAGAGUUAAAGGACUCUGGAUGAGGUAAUUGAGUGCACUGAUUUUUCAGUCUAUAAAAACAGAGAAUAAAAUGGCAGAAGAAACUAGAACAUGGGAACCAGAGGACAUGGAGUGAUUUGUUUUAGCCUUUAGCAAGAACCACAUUGCUCUGAUUUCACUGAGGAGAGGCCAUUAUAGAGCAAGAUGUAGAGGGAAGAAAUGGUAAAACCUAUGCUUGCAGAAGUAGGUAUGUGGCAUCCUCAAGCUGCCUUUGGUUACCCGCCAUUACUAUGGCAUCAGGAAUGCAACGGUGAACUGUGGGAUUUUUUCCUGAAACUGUGGAUGAAGUGUCCUCAGAGAGGACAUUCAGAAUCUUUGGUGGGAGCAGAAUGUGAAACACCAGCUGCUGCAUGGGCUGAGAUGAUCUAUGGAAGUAUUUGGAAGUAAAGGGUGGUGGUGUUAAGGAUGGGGAGAGGUUCUUUUAACUUUCUGGAGAUGCCACAUCUCUUCCUACGUGAUCCCUUGGUUUGUUGUCUCCAAAAUACCAAAUUCUACUGUUUUGCCUCAUGUCAGCAGUACAUACUUCAUAUUUCCACACUGCAGUCCCUGUGGAGGCAGGUUGCGUUGCAGGGCUCAGUGGCAGGCUUUUGAUCUUAGCUGGUUAUGCUUAACUGUUGUUUCUUCUCCCCAUGAAUUCCUUCCCUCCAGUGACCUUCCCCUUUCUACAGUGAUUUAACAAAGACAAUAAAACUGAGUCACAGUAGGAAAACUUGCUGUCUGCAGAUGAGGAGGUAAAGGGAAAUUUCUGCUGCUGCUUCUAGCAAUGCUUUAACUUAAAGUGCAGUUUUUUUCCUCUGUUUUUGGAAGGUGUCAAGUAACCGAGUUGUUGUGGAGUGUGGGGCAUUAGCCUCACAAGAGCAAUGAAUAUUUUUGUUAGUUUUGGAGCCACCAAGAUUAUGUGUGAAUCCUCACUAGAGAGCUUUUCUUAGUAGAGGAAGAGGAUAUUUGGAAGCACAAAGUAGCCUUGCUGUGUUUGUAUAACAUCAGCAAGAAUAAUUGAAUCUCAUAUACUAGAGGUAAGAAAAGUGACAUUCCUGAAGAGGGGACCUGGAAAACUCAAGUAUUAUUCUAGAUUGUUAAAUGCCAGUUGAAUGGAAAGCUGUAACAAAUGCUUUUUGCUAAAAUUAAAAAUUUAUGACCAGUACUCAGUGGCAGACAGAAAACUGCUGGAGCUGAAGUUCAAACAGAGCAUAAACUAUGCCAGGAAGAAUGACACAAUAGUUUAAGUAUGUUAAAACUGAUAAAUUACUCCUCCUCCAGGGUACCACCCUUCCACUCAUAUUCUCGUGGGACUAGGAAAUAACACUGUCAUUUGCACUAUGCACUUUUUGCUGUCUAACUGAAUAUAAUCUGGAGUAAGUGGAAUGGCAUUGUUGGCAUUGCAUGUGUUAGCUGUAAUCAGUGGACAGAAAGUUUAUCUUCAGCUGGACUUUUCACUGUAUUACAUUUGGCCCCUUGCUAUGUAAGGAGAAUUGCACUUAUAAUUACUGCGUAUCAAAAGCAAGAUCAUCUGAGAGCACAUGUAACAAGAAAAUUCAUGUAGUCACACACACAUUGUCUUUGUAGAGCUUCAUUUUAAGAUUAUAAAAUGAGAAUAUGUGAAUUUUAUAUAUUUUCAAGGUUUUUGCCAGUUGUUCAGUUCUUCAUUUAUGAAGUAUUGACCUCACUUCUAGGAUAAGUCUAAAAGUAUUGUCCAACCACAUCCUCUCUCCAAAAGCACUAAAUGGUUUACUUUUCAAAGCCAGCAAUAAUUGGACAGUAAAGUCCCUCCACAGAAACUCAGUUUCACUUUCUAAUUUUUAUUUUUUAAGGGACGCUGAACUAAGAGCUUUUAAUCUUUAGAGAGAGCAUUAGAUGCUACUUACGAUCACAAUAACAGAGAAAAUAGGUACUAGUUAGGGUCAUUAACUCUGCCUUUUGCCUGUAGCAUGCCACAUACUAUGCACUCACCGUGCAGCAGAUACAGGAAUAUCAGGUCAAUUGAAGAUUACUGAAGCCCCACUAACACUUUUGGAUCAGUGUUACUAUGAAAGCAGAAGCCUGGUAGUUAUGCUUUCCAACUUUGCCUCCCCCUGUGACUUAAACUAAAAAAAAAAAUAAAAAAAAAAUCUGCAUUUCCUGCCUUUUUUGGGUGAAGAGAGCUGGGAGCAGGGCUUAUUGUUAAAUGUCGACAGGCCCGCACUGGCAGGCCCAGGCUCCUGCUGUUGGGUUUAUGGCAAAGUGCUCUGUUGUAUCACGCUGAGUCUUGAUUCCUGGCACAAGAGGGGUGUUUGGGAGAAUGUCUUGCUGAGUUAGCAAAUACCAGAACUUUUUAUAUUUAUGUGUCCAAAAUGCUGCUUGUAUAGGAUUUGUCACUUUUGUAAGAAAAGAAGAAAAAAAUCACAAAAAAAAGUCAUAAAACCCCACCGUUUGAUACCAUUACGUAAGAUUUCAUUUGAACUACCUCUCAGCAUAUGAUUCAAACAUUAGGUAAGUUUUAAUAGCGUUUGCUCGCUGUCACAUUAUCUAAAAUUUAUAGUGAAUGCCAAAAUCGCAAAAGUUUAUCACCAAAAAAUAAUUAAAAAAAAAUAUUAAGUCUUUCUUUUUAUGUGUUUGGAAGCAUCCAAUAGUUUCAAGUUCCAGUAAACUCUAUUGUAUUCUUUUAACCUCCGUAGUUUUAGUCUUGCAAACUCUUGCUGCUGGACAGGAGACAAAUCAUAACCACAAGCUUUCAUAAUCACGGUCUGCUGAGUAAAAACAGUUUGGUGUGCAGCAUUGUUGUUUGGCUAUGGAUAGCCUCAUUCACCAAAUGUACCAUUAAUUGAGCAUUUUUUUCUUCAGUACUCGCGAUGUGAACUUGAUGAAUGGUUUCUGCAAUGGAUGCGUGCCACAAACAGCAUUGUCUUGUUUGCCUCUUUCCUGAGUUUUAAUGAUCAGUUUAUUAUUGCGGAUGUGAAUAUCGCACAUACAACUUAUUUUCUGUAUAAUUGUAUAAAAUAUAAAUGGAAAAAGUUUUAAGUUCUUACCCGGUAUUUAGAGGUAAUGUAUUAUAACAGCCUUAUGAUACAGUUUUACUUACAGAGUACUGCACUUCUUUUAAACUGGAUCAUACCAUCUUGGUAGGUGUAGAUCAACUUUGCAUGAGUGUGUUUGGGUUUUGUUUCUUUUUCAUUGAAGUUUGAUUCUUAAGUUCUGUUUCAGUGUUUGUGUUUACUACUUGUGAUCAUGUAGUUGUGCCUUACAUUGUGAAAGAAUUUAGUCCAGCGUGCACUGUAAUUCCUAAACUUUGAAAGUGUUGAAAGUUUGAAAGGUGGCUGUGGAUUUGGAUGAGAAAAUGACACCAUGCAUCAACCGGUUCUGUAUAAACUACGAUGAAAUGUUAUUGAAAUGUAAUUUUUGUUUUCUAACCUGUUAUAGGAUUGAUGAAUGACAAUAAAAGAAAAAAUUAGA